This is a messenger RNA of Anopheles funestus (African malaria mosquito), 2695 nucleotides long. RefSeq lists its product as uncharacterized. The transcript has a single exon. The coding region runs from base 164 to 1768 and encodes 534 amino acids. NCBI's taxonomy places the organism in Eukaryota, Metazoa, Arthropoda, Insecta, Diptera, Culicidae. The record is from RefSeq and is a predicted model, not a curated record.
AUGUUGGAACUGCCUCAGCAGCUCACACCAAGUGAAAUCUUGUAGAUCAGACUACUCGUGCCGAUCAUGCCGUGAACGUCAUCACAGCCUACUUCAUCACGCUUCUCAUUCAUCCGUAACUGUUCAACCGAAAGUUACUCUGGCGGCUCAAUCCGACGAUGAAAUGGUGUUUCUCGAGACGGCAAUAGUUUACAUCGUAGACGAUUAUGGAAUUAAGCACGAGGCUAGAGCGCUUCUUGAUUCGGGAUCGAUGUUAAACUUUAUAUCGGAAUCAUUGGCUCAGAAACUCCUCACCCCUCGUACGAAGGUGAAUGUGUGCGUUACUGGCAUCGGGUCAGCUAGGCAGCAGGUGAAAGGUUCAAUCACCGCUAGUGUUCGAUCUAAGGAUCUACACUUCACCACACCGAUGGAGUUUUUCAUCCUUGACACACCGAUCGCAGCCAUUCCUACCAAACCGGUAGACGUUUCUUCAUGGGAUAUGCCGAACGUGACCCUCGCUGAUCCCACUUAUCACGUUCCUGGUAAGGUGGAUCUCAUCAUCGGCAGUGAUCCAUUCUGGGAGGUUCAUACUGGACGUAAGCGAUCAUUAGGCGCAGGCAAGCCGUGGCUAGUGGAGACCCGAUUUGGAUGGGCUGUUUCCGGAAAUACAGUGCAGUCAUCACCAACUCCACGUGUAUGUCAUGUUGCAAUGAGCGAAAGUCCUUUGGAGGCAAUCAUGACACGUUUCUGGGAGAGCGAAACCAUCUCCGAUGAACCCGCUCUAUCUGUGGAAGAAGACAUCUGUGAGAAUCAUUUCACCGCUAAUACAACUCGGGAUGGUUCAGGAAGGUAUGUCGUUAGCUUGCCACACAAGUCUAAUCCCAAUAUCAUUUUAGGAGCCUCAAGGCAGAUAGCAGAUCGUCGUUUGCUAGCGGUAGAACGGCGACUGAAGGCUAAUCCUGAAAUGAGGGAAGCAUAUUCGUCAUUCAUGCGAGAGUAUGAACAUUUGGGACACAUGAUAAGGCUUGAGGAGCCAAUUGAUGAAUCAUGUCCACAUUACUACCUACCGCACCAUGCUGUUGUAAAAGAAUCCAGCACAUCGACAAAGGUUCGUGUAGUAUUCGAUGCUUCGUGUAAGACGACGUCAGGUUAUUCGUUGAACGAUUCCCUGCUGGUUGGACCUGUCGUUCAGCAAGAUCUAUACACUAUUAUGCUUCGAUUUCGGUCACAUGCUAUUGCGCUCACAGCUGACGUUGAAAAGAUGUACCGUCAAAUCCGACAUCACCCUGCAGAUAAAAACUUUCUUCGAAUUCGGUACAGAAAGGAUCCGUCAGAACCAAUAGCAACCUUCGAGUUACAAACCGUAACGUAUGGUACCGCAUCUGCGCCAUUCUUAGCCACACGGACAUUGAAGCAAAUUGCAUACGAUCAUCAGGAACAGUAUCCUCGAGCAGUCGUUCCGGUGCUUCGAGAUUUCUACGUUGAUGAUCUGUUGACGGGGACAGAUGAAAUAUCAGACGCGAUCGAGAUGCAGAAACAAAUCUCAUCCAUGUUGCAGUCAGCUGGGUUCGCGCUGAAAAAGUGGGCAUCGAACAAUCCUAAGGCGCUUCACGGGAUCCCUCAGGAAGAUUUGGCAUUGCAAACAUGCCAUGAAUGGAAAAAAAUCGCAAUUUGUGUCCACUUUGGGACUGAUCUGGGAGCCAACAGCAGACGUUAUUCGGUUUCGCAUCGAACUACCUCCUUCCGCAUCAGUGUUGACAAAGCGCUUGGUUUUAUCGUAUAUCGCUAAAAUAUUCGACAUCCUCGGAGUACUCGGCCCAACGAUAGUUAUUGCCAAACUAUUUAUGCAGCAGUUAUGGUCGCUUAAGGAAAAUGGUGUUGCACUGGGUUGGGACAGUGAGCUACCAUUGCAUCUUCAACAAGAGUGGAACAGGUUUCACUCAUCGCUACAUUCUCUUCGUGAGUUGCACAUUCCACGGUUCAUAUCGCUUCCAAAUGCAACUACCACCCAAUUGCAUGUCUUCGCGGAUGCUUCUCAAGCAGCAUACGGAGCAUGUUGCUACUUCCGGGCAGAAAAUCAUCAUGGGAUUUCUGUGAACCUGUUGACCGCAAAGUCAAAGGUUGUUUCACUAGCUAACACUCACUCGAUCGCCAGACUCGAGCUCUGCGCUGCACGGUUAGCCAUACAAUUGGUUAAGAGAAUCAGUACGUCACUCAAUACUCCCAUCAUCAUCUUCUGUUGGACUGAUUCGAUGACGGUGUUAUAUUGGCUAAAGUCACCUCCACGUCGCUGGAAGCCAUUUGUCGCCAACAGAGUGGCACAGAUCCAACAGGAAACUCGGAUCAAAUGCUGGAGACACGUUCCUGGGGUGGACAAUCCAGCAGAUGAUAUAUCUCGUGGGCUGCUUCCAGACAAGCUACUAUCUUCUCAUCGCUGGUGGCAUGGGCCACAUUGGUUAAGUAGCAAGGAGGCAGAUUGGCCACAUAACCCUACCACAGAAGAAAUCGUUUGCAAUGACGAGGAGAGAGCUACACAAUUGGUUGCUGCAACAUCUACAACGAACGAUUUUGGCAGCAAAUAUUUCGCACGGUUUUCUGGCUACCUGAAACUUCUCCGAACGACGGCCUACGCCUUGCGCUAUCUUCGAUGCUUAAAGGAUAGCGUAUCUUCGGUAACAGCAGUUAGCAGAAAAAAUACAACAGUUGCAGAACUUAU